UGAGCCCCCAGCGCCCCGGGGACCGCCAUCCCCAGGGUGCCCAGAACCGCCACCCUCCCACCACUCCGCCGGGGCCUUCAGCCUCGGCCUCCUUCCUUCCUCCUCCUCCCCCGCCUCCUCCUCCUCCUCCCCCCACCCCGCAGCCAGCGCCCUCCCUCCCUCCUUCCCUAGGGCCUGCCUGGCAUGGAGGUGCUGGCCGCGGGGAGCCGGAUGCUUCCCGCGGGCUGCAUCCCCCGUGCCCCGCAUCCCUGUGCCCGCAUCCCCCGUGCCCCGCGUCCCCCCGCCCCGGCACAGCCCUGAGCCGCUCGGCAGCCGCCUCCUUUGUGCGGCGGAGCGGCUGUGCGGGCUCCGUCCCCCUCCGCACCCCCCGGCUCGGGGGUGGCCCGCGGGCGAGCGGGAGAGAUGCUGCCCUCGCCGGAGGAGCCCAGCGCGGCAGGUCGGCGGCCAGAAGCAGCGCCCAGCGCCGCUCGAUGCUGACACCCCUCCAGGACUGCCGGAUCCCCCGCGCUCCAUCCCGGGCUGUCCCCACGCCAUGUCCCAGCGGAGCCGCCACCCCUCUGCCGGGGGCUGCCCGGCCGGCCCCGCGCGUCCCCGGAGCCUCGGCGCCGCGCCAUGAGCGGGGCCCCGCGCGUGCCCCGCGCCGGGGAGCAGAGCUGAGGGAUGGCCUCGCUGGACCUGCCCUACCGCUGCCCGCGCUGCGGCGAGCACAAGCGCUUCCGCAGCCUGUCCUCGCUGCGCGCACACCUGGAGUACAACCACACCUAUGAGACCCUCUACGUGCUCUCCAAGACCAACAGCAUCUGCGACGCCACCGUGUUCCCGCUGGCCGCCGACGGGGCCCUGCUGGCCCCGGCCGCCCGCAGGGACUACUUUGAGAGCACCUCCUUCCAGGGCAAGGACCAGCGCUUCUCCUGCGACCUGGUCCCCGCCGACGAGCUGGAGCCGGCCCCGUCCUCGUCGCCCUCGCCCCGCUAUGUCCACGAGAUCGAGAUCCCGCUGACCGAGAUCUUCACGCGGGGCAAGGCCGUGGCGCCCGCGCCCGUCCCGCCGGCCGCCAUGGACUCGGCCUACGAGGAGGGCCUGGCCCGCCUCAAGAUCCGCGCCUUCGAGAAGCUGGAGGUGGACAAGAGGCUGGAGAAGCUGACGGAGGAGGUGGAGCAGAAGAUCGCCUCGCAGGUGGGCCGGCUCCAGGUGGAGCUGGACCGCAAGAGCUCGGAGCUGGAGAAGGCCAAGCAGGAGAGCCUGCGGCUGAGCCGGGAGAAGCAGGAGCUGGAGGACCGGGCGUCGGAGCUGUCCCGCCAGGUGGACGUCAGCGUGGAGAUGCUGGCGUCCCUCAAGCAGGACCUGGUGCAGAAGGAGCAGGAGCUCACCCGGAAGCAGCAGGAGGUGCUGCAGAUCGAUCAGUUCCUGAAGGAGACGGCGGCGCGCGAGGCCAACGCCAAGGUGCGGCUGCAGCACUUCAUCGAGGAGCUGCUGGACCGCGCCGACCGCGCCGAGAAGCAGCUCCAGAUCAUCAGCAGCAGCUGCGGCACCACCCCCAACGGCAGCCUGGGACGCUGCGGCACCCCGGCCACCAAGGCCAUCGCCAGAGCGGUACCUCUGCGGGCACAGAGAGAGCGGCACCCGGGGCCGGGGGUGGCCGCGCACGGUCCCUACGGCGUAUCCAACCAGCGCUCCUCCUCCAGCACCGGGGCCUCGAGCCGGGCCAAGGCCGUGUCGCAGAGCUCGGGCUGCUACGACAGCGACAGCGCGGAGCCGUGUCCCACGGACGACACGGCCGAGGGACACCCGUACGCGGCGCGGGACGCGCGGGGCUCGGGGCUGCGCCGCCAGGCCAUCCAGAACUGGCACCGCCGGCCCUACCGCAACAGCACCGAGGGCGAGGAGGGCGACGUGUCCGACGUGGGCUCCCGCACCACCGAGUCGGAGGCCGAGGGCUGGGAGCCCGAGGCGCCGGGAUCCGCCGCGUCCCGACCCCCCGGCGGCUGCCGCCUGACGGUGGCCACCGACGCCGGGUGUCCCACGGCCAGGCCCGAGGGGGCCGGGGGCAAGGUGUGCCGGCUGGAGCGGGGCAGCCCGGGCCACUCCAGCGAGGUCAUCAGCCCCGAGAUCCUCAAGAUGCGGGCGGCUCUCUUCUGCAUCUUCACCUACCUGGACACCAAGACCCUGCUGCGCGCGGCCGAGGUGUGCAAGGACUGGAAGUUCGUGGCCCGACACCCGGCCGUGUGGACACGGGUGCUGCUGGAGAACGCCAGGGUCUCCUCCAAGUUCCUGGCCAUGCUGUCCCAGUGGUGCACCCAGAUGCAUUCCCUCACCCUCCAAAACCUGAAGCCGCGCCAGCGGGGCAAGAAGGAGAGCAAGGAGGAUUACAUGAAGAGCACACGGGGCUGCCUGGAAGCGGGGCUGGAGUCCCUGCUGAAGGCGACGGGCAGCAACCUGCUGAUCCUGCGCAUCUCGCACUGCCCCAACGUGCUGACCGACCGCUCGCUCUGGCUGGCCAGCUGCUACUGCCGGGCCCUGCAGGCCGUCACCUACCGGAGCUCCACGGACCCCGUGGGCCAUGAAGUGAUCUGGGCCCUUGGAGCAGGCUGCAGGGACAUCAUCUCCCUGCAGGUCGCACCUCUGCAUCCCUGCCAGCAGCCGACGCGCUUCAGCAACCGCUGCCUGCAGAUGAUCGGGCGCUGCUGGCCCCACCUGCGGGCGCUGGGCGUCGGAGGGGCCGGCUGCGGCGUGCAGGGCCUGGCCUCCCUAGCCCGGAACUGCAUGAGGCUGCAGGUGCUGGAGCUGGACCACGUGGCCGAGAUCAACCAGGAGGUGGCUGCCGAGGUGUGCCGGGAGGGGCUCAAGGGGCUGGAGAUGCUGGUGCUGACGUCCACACCGGUGACCCCCAAAGCCCUGCUGCACUUCAACAGUGUGUGCCGCAACCUGAAGUCCAUCGUGGUGCAGGUGGGGAUUGUGGACUACUUCAAGGAGCCCCACAGCCCCGAGGCCAGGAAGAUGUUUGAAGAAAUGGUGAACAAACUCCAGGCCCUGAGGAAAAGACCCGGCUUCUCCAAGAUCUUACACAUCAAGGUGGAAGGAGGCUGCUAGCCCUUCAGGGACCCCAAAGCACAUUCCCUGCUCUGGAGCCCGAGGCCCUGAGAGCAAACCCAGGGCACCCCCGGCUUGGGCACCAGGAACCCCAAACUCUCCAGGCCUCCGGGACCGGCGGCCGGGGCUGGCCCGGGGCCGCUCGCGGGCGAGAAGGUGCUACUUAAGGACAAAUUUUGGCUGCCCCGAGAGCCAGGGCUCUUUCCCAGGAGGGAAGAUGGCUUUGAAGGCCAAGGCUGCGUGUUUGGGGGUGGCUGUGAACUCUGUCUGGGGCUCUCUGAGUGCCGGAGGAUGCCCGGCCCGGCCGGGGGCUCCUGGCUGGGCUCGGCCCCUGCAGCCCCAGCCUGUCCAUGGGGUGGGAAGGGGCUGCUCCUCCCCCAGCAUUCCCGCAGGGUUUCCACUCCUUUUCAUUUGGGGUUUGACAGAGGGGUGCCCAAACCCGGGGAAACGCCCCCAGGAACCAGCAGCCACCACAGCACAAGCCCAGGAGCAGAGCUGCACCCCGGGGGCUCUGGGAGCCAGAGGACACCAGGAGAGAUGGGAGCUCUUCCAGAGGUCUCCAGCCUCACUUCCUCUCCACCAAAACCCUCCUGCCAAGGCAAUAAACCGUCUCCAAAAUCCUCAUCCACCGGGAAACGGGUCACGCUCCUGUCCCCACCAUCCACACCCGGACUCCAUCCGGGGUCAGUUGUCCCAUGUGGAGAGAGAGACUGUCACGGGACACCCACGUUUGCCUUCCCGAGCGGCCUGAAGGAGAAACCCUGGCCAGAUUAUCCUGAAAUUAUCCUGGGAAAAGCACCGACCAACAGCCCUGGCUGACCCUUAUCUACAGCCACCAUUUUCUAAAUCUGAUUUUUCUUCUGAGUGUCCUCAGCCUGCAAGGACAUCAUCGUCCCCAAAAUAUCCUUUUGCCAUGGGAAAAGGCUUUGGAAAGGCAUCCAGCAGGGUCAAGCAUCUCCAUCCUCCGCCCUGGGGAGAGGGUACCAGGAGGUGGCCCCAGAACUGGGGACACCCAUCAGAGCACUGCCAGCAGUGGGGACACCCCAGCCUUGGGCCCACGGGGCUGAGCGGAGAGGAAGCGACUGGGAAAGUGGAUUUGGGGCUUUUCCCUCUUCUCUGGGCCAGCGCUGGAGGUUUUGGUGCCUGCUGGCCAGUGUGGCUGUGAGGGGACGCCUCGCAGAGCCCGUCCCCUCCCCAGCCCUCCUGGAGCCAUGGGCUCACGUGGAGCGUUCCCCGGGAGGGGCCGGGCUGCAGAUCCAGCCCCACGGCCCUCACCUACGGCACGAGAGCUGCUGACCUCAGCUGGGGCUGCCACAGAGCCCGUGGGGAUCCCCAGGGCAAGGAAAAUCACCCCCAGAUGGCCGAGGCUGGUGUGGCUCUGGAGGCAGCUCCCGCAUCUCCAACCCCACCUCGAGACCCUUCAGCCACCCUUCAUCCCACCUGCGCUGUCUGCUCUGAAACAGGGCCGGGGUUUUGUGGCCCUGCUCCCCCUCCCAUGCAGCUUUCCAGGAGAAUGCACAAAAUGUGGGAGCCUGAAAAUGCCUGCGAGAAGCUCCUGCACCCACCACGUCCCACGGAUGAGCUCCCGGCAGCGGGGCCAGCUCCCUGCCAUGCCCACCGUGGGUUUACCUCCACCCCGGGGAGCCUGGGACACUCCUAAUCCAGGGGCAAAGGAGCAAGGGAUGCCCCGACCAGCAAAAAACCACCCAGCAGAGCCACCACGCCCGGGGACCAUCGGGCCCCAGGCAGGAGCGUGGCCCAGUGGAGAUGGCACCACCUCAGUGCCGGGACUUGUGGAAUUCCCUUAAAAAACAAAAACAAAACAAAGUACGUAUUUAUUUCUAUAAAGAGAAGAAGGAAAAAAAAAAAAAGAUUUUAAAGGAAAAUUAUAUACUCAGCAUGUUCAUACACUCUAUGCUUAAAUACUCUCGUGGCCCAGAGUGGUGGCCCAAGCCUGGAGGUGGCUGCUCCGGGUUUGCCGGUGCCUGGAGCCUCUCCCGGCUCCUCGGGCCGUGGGGAAGGUGAGGAUGAGGUGAUGGAAAGAAGGGAGGUGUGAGGACUCUCAGAGAAGCCUUCUGUGCCAGAGGGGUCAGUGGCUGCGUGUGUGGUGGCUCUGUGACAUCCCCACCCCUCCGCUGGCUUUGGAAGCCACGGCAGGACCCUCACCUGGACUCGGUGCUUUGGGGCAUCCCCAAGACAGAUCAAACUGCCACCUCUCCUUGGGGCAUUCCCCAAAAACCCAGCUCAGCAAAGCCACCUUUUUACAAAAAUCCUCUGAUGACACAAGACCUUGAGCGGGUUCAAGGAUUAGAAGAUGGAAAGUGGGGGUUUCUCCCUGUUUGGCUUGGGCUUGAAUGGAUCCCUUCCUCAUCCUCCUCCUCCUCGGCUGGGGAUGAAGGCGGCUGGCACAGUGACAGGAGUGGUGGGAAGGAGGGCCCUCCUGGUGGCUCCUAAUUGCCCAGCUUGUUAACGAGCUCAUUAACGGCUCUGAAAUGUCAGAGGGAUCCUGCCCCUGCUGCUUUCUCUGCCCUGUCCCGCAGGAGUGUGGCCCCCCAAGGCCCCAUCCCCGCGGGAUCCCCGGCCAGGCUGUCCCUGGAUUCCCCCCUGGCUCACGGAGCCUCAGCCCCAUUUCCUCUGGAAGUGAUGGGAACGCCCAGAAAUGCCGAAUUUCCUGGGAAAGCCUUCAAGCCACACAGCACGUUCAGCUCAGCCCCUGAGGAGAAGUGCCAGAGGGGCUCUGCGAUGACAAUCCCAGUAAAAUCCACGGAGCCGGGGAGAGGAUUGGGGUCCCGGCGAUGGCAGAGCUGGCAGGGCUGGAUGGACGGUGGCUCCGAGCCUGGCUCCUGCAGGACACUUCUGGGGAGAUUUAUUCCUUUUCUAAGGCGUUUUCCCAAAGUUUCCCCAUGGCUGACGUUGCCAGCAUCUCCCUUCAGCUGAGUUUGGGCGCUGGUCAGGGAUUUCAAGAGGAACAUCACCAAAGGCAGCUCGGGGGCCAAAGCCAUCCCAAAUCCUGUUUCUGUGUCUCCCUCGUGUUGGAUUUCACUCCUCCUCAUCUCUCCAAGCCCCAGGAGCUGUGGGGAUCAGGGGCCUCCUCCUGCCUUAUCCCUCUGCCUUGGGGCUCCGGGGUGUCAGGGACUGAGGGAAAAGGGAGCCCCAGGCUGGCUCUGCCCCACGAGGAUUUUAAACCUCUUUGUCCCUCUUCUUGCCGUGUGUUCUGGUCCCUGCUGCCACCAAGGGCACGGCCAUGGCAGGGGCUUGUCUGGAUCCCCCAAAAGAGCCUGGAUUUAGGGAAAACAGAACAAAAACAAACCCAGGAGAAGUGUUGGUAAUGGCUCCUAAAGUGGUUAACAAUGUUUUCCUUCAGCUUUUAGGGGAGGCCCCAGCCCAGGAGCUGGAGCAUUGCUUCAGCCUCAUUUUGGGGUGAGAAACAGCAGGUUGGGGUGGAGCAAAAGCAUUUGGGAAUUGGUGCCAAAUGAGAAAGUGCUUUAAAAGGGAAAAGAUCCCAGGGAGCAGGGGGAUUUUGGGAAGCAGAGGUGGUUUGUUGUGGCCGAAGCAUUGCAGGGUGUUGUGAGGUGGUGAUGGACCUUCCCCAUCAGCGGGAGGCAAAAUAAUCCCUGGGGAGGGUGGGAGAGCACUGAGGAAAAGCUGCUGCAGCAGCGAGGAGGGAAAACUGCCCAAAAGCGAGGGAAAAAAAAGGGAUUUUCUAAUGCAGCCUCGGGAUUCAGCCCCAGGGAGGGCAACGAGGCAGGUUGGGGCCGGGGACAAGUGGGUGCAAUGGUGCGGGGCAGUUUUUGGGAUGCAAGAGGUAAUGCACAGUUGCUUCGAGAUAAUCAGAGGAGAUAAUCAGUGCAGAGAAGAGAGAUAUAUAAAUCAGGAACUGGACUCAAUCCCUACAGCCCUGGACGGCAGCGGUGUACAGCGACCUCCCCUCCCCAGAGGUUCCCGUGGCCUCCCAAGUUAUUUUUUUAACUCUCUAUAAAUUUAGGUCUAUUUUAGUCUUUCCGCAGCGAUGUGCCAGUGUCUGGAGAACCAAACGUCCCUUUCUGCCCCCGCCCCGUGGUCCCCUGAUGCUAACCCGGGCCCUGGUGCGAGACCUGCCGGAGCAGCCCUGGAGGGGAGCGCUGGGAUGGGGCAGGGCAGGACCUGGGGCUCGGGGGAGCAGGCCCAGCUCCGGCCAGCAGUCCGUGGUUUUAGCACUUUGGUUGGAACUCUCACCUGUAGACGCACUUUGAUGUUGUUGCUUUGAACCUUUGGCAAGUGUAAACAAUGUGUAUUUAAAGAAUUGCAGAGAAACGAGCCCCAGCGAAGCGUGUAAAGAGCUAUUUUAUGAUUCAGUGUUGAAUAAAGACUCUGGAGAUCGA
This is a messenger RNA of Vidua chalybeata, 7451 nucleotides long. It is a transcript of the gene FBXO41, whose product is annotated as F-box protein 41. The transcript is spliced from 13 exons. The record is from RefSeq and is a predicted model, not a curated record. Gene Ontology annotation, molecular function: protein binding. Lineage: Eukaryota; Metazoa; Chordata; Aves; Passeriformes; Viduidae. Bases 661 to 3090 code for a protein of 809 amino acids.